This is a messenger RNA of Drosophila novamexicana, 1574 nucleotides long. RefSeq names its product elongation of very long chain fatty acids protein AAEL008004. The record is from RefSeq and is a predicted model, not a curated record. Gene Ontology annotation, biological process: very long-chain fatty acid biosynthetic process; fatty acid elongation, monounsaturated fatty acid; fatty acid elongation, polyunsaturated fatty acid. The coding region runs from base 266 to 1123 and encodes 285 amino acids. Gene Ontology annotation, molecular function: fatty acid elongase activity. The transcript is spliced from 5 exons. Gene Ontology annotation, cellular component: endoplasmic reticulum membrane. Lineage: Eukaryota; Metazoa; Arthropoda; Insecta; Diptera; Drosophilidae.
AAAAGCGUGAAGUUGGCCAACUGGCAAAGCUAAUAACCGCAUGUUCUCCACAAUUCAGAAUAUUAAAUAUUGAACGCGAAAUCUGAAUAUUUUGUGACAGGAUAACGAACGUGCGGCUAACUAUUUAACGAAAGGAUUUUCAGUGUGUCUCCAAAAAAAGUGCUGUGUGCUGUGUCGUGCUCCCAUAUAUAUACAAAUAUAUAUAAAUAAAUAAAUUAAGUGUUAUUCAACUUAAUUGUCAGCAAAACAAAUAAAAGUUGGCAAAAUGUCGGUCAGACUGAACGAAACACAGAACAUUGUUGACAAGAUGGUCAACUUCUUUGUGGAGCACGAGGAUCUGCGCACAAAGAGCUGGUUCCUCUCGAAUGCACCCGGACCGCUGUUCAUGAUACUCGGCGCCUACCUGUACUUCUGCCUGUAUGCCGGACCGCGCUAUAUGCGCGACCGCAAGCCGUUCGAGCUGAAGAACACGCUGCUGAUCUACAAUGCGGUACAGGUGCUGCUCAGCUGGGUGCUCUUCUACGAGGGCUACAAGGGCGGCUGGGGCGGUCAUUACAACUUCAAGUGCCAGCCCGUAACCUAUGCCACAGAUCCCAUCUCCAUGAGAAUGGCGCGCGCUGUUUGGCUGUACUACAUUGCCAAGAUAACGGAGCUGCUGGACACGGUGUUCUUUGUGCUGCGCAAGAAGGAUCGCCAGAUCUCGUUCCUGCAUCUGUACCAUCACACGCUGAUGCCCGUUUGCGCCUUCAUUGGCGUCAAGUACUUCGCCGGCGGUCAUGGCACAUUGUUGGGCUUCAUCAACUCCUUCAUCCACAUCAUUAUGUACGCUUACUAUCUGCUGUCGGCCAUGGGACCCAAGGUGCAGAAGUAUCUCUGGUGGAAGAAGUACAUUACCAUUCUCCAGAUUGUGCAAUUCCUUAUCAUCUUUGUGCACACGCUGCAAAUUCAGUUCCAGCCCAACUGCAAUUUCCCCAAAUCGAUUGCGGCGCUGCUGACCUUCAAUGCCGGCCUCUUCACCUACAUGUUCAGCUCCUUCUAUGUGCACAACUACAAGCGAGAAGCCAAGCAGGCGGCGCAGGCCAAGCUGGCGGCACAGGCCAAAUUGGCAGUUAAACAGGAGUAGGAGCCGACUUUUCAUAUUUUGCCUUAAGAUCGAUAGCCAAAUGCGAAUGCGGCGUUCGUUAGUUAGGUUUAUAGCCUGUACACGUCUAUUGUGAAGAUACACUUUCUUAACCCAUUUAGGUAUAUACACAGAUCAUGCUGGGUGUAUGUACAUUGGAUAUUACAUUUUCUAGCUAGGUUUCUAGGUUCGUUGCGUAGUAUUUGAAGUCAGAAAUGAGUAUGUGGCCGCAAAGGAAAAUAGUACCCAAACAUUGCACUUGACGCGAUGGCAAAGUAUAAAUAGAACCAAAUAUUUUAGUUUAGUUGUUCGAUACGUGUGUAGUUUUUAUUUUAUUGAUUGGCGUGCAAUGAAAAUCUAAGACAUACAGCAGAUGGCAAAACACCAAAUUGUCAUUAGCAGCAAUUUUAUUUGCCAUUUUCUUUUCUAAAUUCGAAAACUCGCUUAAAAAUAA